AAAAGAGAAAAAAAAAAAAAAAGUUGGUGAUGAGUUUAGUGUGAGAGCGGGCCCGCCUCAGAGCAGGCGAACCGUCCGGGCAAUGGCAAUCUGGACCAGAGCGGACAAAAACGGUCAACUGGACCUCCUGCUCCGCGACCGCUGGAUCCGAGUGGCCGCCGAACUCACCCGGGAGACGCUGACUUUGACGGCCGAGGCGGAGGCGAGCGGACACGGGGGCAGCAACCACUGGGACUACAGCAACUCUCCGGCGGGCCUGCGGAAUGGCAUGUCGAACGGAAACGACCCGGGGACGAGUCCGGGGAGCUCUGGCCAACUCCAGAACCAGAACCAGAACCACGGGGGUCGUGGGCGCAGCAGCAGCCCGGGGCGCGGGGGUGCCAGCCGGGGUCAAUACGACGGCAACUACGGUGUAAACAGCCCCGGGAAAUACCCGAAUAACGGCACAAACUCUGACUUUGGAAGUCCCGGCUCCAGCUACGGCAGCCCCGGGUCCAGCUUCGGGUCCAGGCAAGGCGACUUCCCGGUCAGCCUGGACGGCUCCUCGGAGGCGGUGCGGAAAGUCCGGGUUGUCAAACAGGAGUCCGGCGGGCUGGGGAUCAGCAUCAAGGGGGGGCGAGAGAACCGGAUGCCCAUCCUCAUCUCCAAGAUUUUCCCGGGGCUCGCCGCCGAUCAGAGCCGGGCUCUCCGGGUGGGCGACGCGAUCCUGUCGGUGAACGGGAACGACCUCCGGGAGGCAACGCACGACCUGGCGGUGCAGGCGCUUAAGAAGGCUGGAAAAGAAGUGACGCUGGAGGUGAAGUACAUCCGCGAGGUCUCUCCACUCUUUAAGAAGCCAUCCCUGGUGGCCGACCUGCCGUGGGAUGGCAUCCGUCCACAGUCGCCCAGCUACAGUGGCAGCGAGGACUCCGGGUCGCCCAAACACAGCAGCUCGUCCUCCUCCAAAGACAGAAAGGUCAUAAGCCUGAAGAUGUGCUUCAUCAGCAGGAACCUCACCAUGCCGGAUCUAGAAAACAGACUGUUGGAGCUCCAUUCCCCGGACGGCCAGCACACGGUGGUGCUGCGCUGUAAAGACGGACCGACCGCCAACUCCUGGUUCACUGCCAUCCACACCAACAUUGCCGCCCUGCUGCCUCAGACUCUGGCUCACAUCAACGCUUACCUGGGGGCCUCGUCCACGGCCUCCACGCACCCCCAUCUCAAACACAUCGGCUGGUUGGCUGAACAGGUCCAGCUCGAAGGUGGGCGGCAGCAGUACAAACCAAUCGUCAUGGCGCUGACGGAGAAGGACAUCCUGCUGUUUGAAUCAGUGCCGUGGAGCAGAGAGUCCUGGUCCAUACCUUUGCUCACACACCCACUGUUAGCUACAAGACUUGUUCAUUCUGGAAACGCCCGGGGUUCUCCCGCCCAGGGUUCAGACCUGGUGUUUGCCACUCGGACGGGCACGGGACGGGGCAUCGAGUCCCACGUCUUCCGGGUGGAGACCCACUGGGAUCUGUCGUCGUGGACGCGAGCCCUCGUACAGGGGGCGCACGCUGCCGCCGAGCUCAUCAAAGAAGUCUCUAUUGGUUGCACCUUGAACAGACAGGAUGUCCGCCUGACGCUGCACUACGAGAAGGGCUUCACUGUGACGAGGGAGCCGGCAGAUCCAGCCGGGGGCGCCGUGCUGUUCAGAUACCCCUACGAGAAGCUCAAAAUGUCUGCAGACGACGGCAUACGCAACCUUUACCUUGACUUUGGGGGUCCAGAGGGUGAAAUGGUCUUUGACCUCCACUCGGGCCCAAAGCCGGUGGUGUUUGUCCUCCACUCCUUCCUGUCAGCCAAGCUCACUCGCAUGGGCCUGCUAACGUGAAACAAUCGACGGCGACGGUGGUGGCAGUGGCGUGGAUGAAGAGGAUGGGCCCAGGCACAGUGACGAGGAGGGCGAGAGGAGAGAGGAUUGAUUUUUAUUAUUUUUUUUAUUUGUUUUUCCAAUUUCUACAUUCACAGCUGAAGUUAGACCUGAGGCGGCGCUGCAGGAGUCAUUUUGUUGAUUGUCUCAAUAACGUGCCUUCUCUUCCAACUUCUCCUCAACCUGCAGUCAUUCGUAAUGUCAAGGGGGGAAAGAAAAGUGGCACUUUGCUUGAAGACGUGAAGCGUUACAGUGAAUGUUUCAAACCCCACAAGACGUGGCGCUGUGGUCCGUUUUAGAAGAUGCCACGAGCAGCUCGAGGAAGUCGGACAUUAAAACGACAGAGAAUCCAGUCCAAUUUCAAAAUAAAACACCCAAAAGGGAAGCAUAUUUACAUAUGUAGAAGCACAUAAAUCAGAAAAAUGACCAAAUCUGAGCAAGAAAACAAAGGUCUGGUGGGCAAAACGCUUCUGAAACGCUCCUGGUGGGGUUUGAAGUCGCGCGGAAGCUGUGACGAGCUCGUCAAGCAAAGUGUCGCUGUGUUCGGACGGUGAACGCUCCCUUGUUUUUACUCUUUGCCUAUCAUUCCACGACAGCCUUCCAGUGUAUUGUUUUUCACGUGUUCGUUUGAAAGAAGCUGUUUUAGUGAGUCCGAAUGCAGUUUGUUGAUCCGAGAUUGAGCGACUGAAAUGCAAAAGAAAGGUGUGUGCGUUCAUGUGCGUCAUGUGUUUAUGCUACACGCUUCUGUUGGCUUCAUAGUGUGCCUGCCGUCUGACACCUUUUAGCACGUCAUCCCAAACUACUACUGUUGUAAUCAGGAUUGCCAACUGUGCCUUUUUACAUGUAGACGAAGACACUCUUUGUAAUGUUGUUUUUUAAAUUUUAUUUCACACAAUAAGAGAGUUUUAAGCUUUCGACAUGCUCGAGCAAUAGUAUUACUCUUAUAGUGUAAAAAAACAUGUUACUUUGUUUUUAUGUUUGUUUGUUUUUUUAUAAGUGUGUAUCUCAUGAUAGCAUGACUUCCUGACAUUGAACUCUGUAUCAGAUGAUGUAUGACAUGAUCACGUGUUAUCUCCUCUUACUGACCUACACUACCACGCCGUCUCCGUUUCGCCAUCAUCGCAUUCCAAUUCGCUUGAGAUUACUCGUCUCCUGUUACCGCUCCGCACAGAAAUGUUCCUCCGGGCAGAGGUACAGACGUGUGCUGAUAAUCCAAACUGUACCGGUUAUAGAGGAAUGACCGUAGACUUGGUCUUUUCUUUCCAGCCGAUGAGAAAAUAGUCUUUACUCAAGGUCUGCUUGCUAGAUUUCAGCCACAUCUCAUGGUUUUUGCUCAGUUGUCAUAGAUGGCUCAGCGAGCAUCAUGUGACCUAAGUGUGGAACUUAACUUGCAUUGUAAGAAGUCUUUCGUACAUUCGGGGAAAUGGUAUCUCUGUUUGACGAUGGUUUCUGCUGGUGUUCUUGAUCCUGGUCGAUGACCUUCUGGUCAAUGCUGUGAAGUCAUUCACAUCACCGGUAGCCACUAACACAUGAAAUGAAAUGUUUUCAGGGGGUGAAAUAACAGGAAAUUUGGCUGAAAUGGAAACAAAAGAAAAACAAACUUGAGCAGGAAAUAAUUUCUGCUGCUGAUAAACGAGGAACACCAGAGAAAACAUUUGUACCGCCCCAAAUAUUGCUGCUCAUUGGCACCUGAGAAAAAAAAGACUGUUUUAAAGAUGUAUUGUAAUGAGAACUGAGCAGACUCCAUCCACUGAUGGAGACCAUGAGAUGCAGAAGAAAGCUCUGGAGAAGGCUAAAACUAAACUACCAUCUCCAAGCUGACGAAUGAGAACUUUGUUGGAGCUAAAAAUCCUUUGGUGGAUCUUCAUUAUUUCAAAACAGAACCCCUAAAUUGGGUCCAUUUUUGGGGGGCUAAUGUUGAGGCGAGUUGAAGUUAGUUAAACCAAUCACCAUCUUCCAUUCACGUCAUAUUUUCAGUCCAGUGCCUGUGUUGAGACUUGACUCAUUAAUGAGUUCAACGUGACCGUAAUUAACACGUUUUCAUAACCUUCGGUACAUGUUGCUAAAGUCACCCUUCAGUAGAGCCUCUGUGUCCGUCUGGGCCUCGAAUAAUGAAGCAUUGUGUCUACUGACUGUGCAACAGAGGAAAACAAGAUAACCCCUCUGUUCUGGGAUAAGGAACACAAUCACCGGUCUAAAUGACCUCUGUUCUAUUUCGGACUCUGAUGUCCUUGCGAUGGUUUGAACAACCUUGUUUGGCUUUUAUUACGAAAGCUGAAAUGUGUAAACAUGUAGUUUGACUGUCUGAAGCUUCAAACAUCAUGUUUACAUGGCGUUUCUCUGAUGCUUCUGCUGCAAUGUUCAAAGUCGCACGUCCAUCGUCCUACUUUUAUUUGACGGUAAUCAUGUGUCUCUAACCCGCCUCACAAAAGUGAUUGUCCAAAGUUGGUCAACCUUCAACAAGCUACAGGCUGUUCCCCGUUUGAGCUGUUUGAUGCACUAACCGAUCAAACCCCUUUAAAUCUGUGAAUGUACCCCUCCUCUCCUCUUCCUGAUUUUUUGUUUAAUCUCCUUUCUCUUUAUGUUUUGAAAUCAUGGCUCUCCUGUCUAUGCAAAGCAAACGCUUCAAGCGAAGGGGGUUUCUUUUUUCUUUUGAACCAAAGGUAAUAUCUGUGGCAGCUUGCGUCCAACACAAUCAUUGAACUGAAAAGUCACAAAAGGAUAAAAGUGCUGCUGCAAUAACCUGUCUUAUGCAAAGUAUUUUAGACUUCCUUCCAAGAUACAGUAUACGAUGUAUGAUAGCAAUGUAAUAAUCUCAGAUGUAAAUACCUACCAAUAAAACUGUUACAAAAUA
Molecule: messenger RNA, 4745 nt
Organism: Larimichthys crocea (large yellow croaker)
Lineage: Eukaryota; Metazoa; Chordata; Actinopteri; Sciaenidae
Gene: sntb2
Product: syntrophin, beta 2
Exons: 7
Coding region: 83-1852 (589 amino acids)
Cellular component (GO): synapse; intracellular anatomical structure; dystrophin-associated glycoprotein complex
Molecular function (GO): structural molecule activity; protein binding
Source: RefSeq, a predicted model, not a curated record